Molecule: messenger RNA, 5186 nt
Organism: Gigantopelta aegis
Lineage: Eukaryota; Metazoa; Mollusca; Gastropoda; Neomphalida; Peltospiridae
Exons: 10
Coding region: 88-3573 (1161 amino acids)
Biological process (GO): protein phosphorylation
Molecular function (GO): ATP binding; protein kinase activity
Source: RefSeq, a predicted model, not a curated record
UAGAGAUACUGAAAUCCGUUUGCUGAAAGAAGCUGAGACUAAUGUUUACAGACUCUAGCAAUCAUAGAUGGGCUCUAAGUUUUGACAAUGUUGCCUAUUUGGCUCAUACUUGCAAUUACUGUGCCUGUGGUGGUUGUCAUUGCACUUCUGGGAUGCCUUCAAUGUUUGAAGGGGAAACCUGCUUUUAAGCACUUCCACAACAAUGAGGAAUAUACGACAGAAGCCAGAAGUAACCCAGGCUAUUCUGCCGACGUUGACAGCUCAGAACACAGUACAUCCAACUCGACGGAAAUACAAAUUGACCCACUGCCCGAUAUCCUUACACAGGCUUCGUCAAGGAAACCAAGGAUAGGCUGUGUGGAGAAAAGCAAGCAGGACGCAACUCUCAAAUUGAUUGCAACGAAUCGGCCUUUUCCUCGCCGACAGCUGACAUACCUGAAAGAAAUAGGAUCAGGAUGGUUUGGCCAGAUUAUAGAGUCGGAUGCAGAGCACAUAACAUCAGGGAUAGCUCGAAGUCGUGUUGUCGUCAAAAUGAUGAAGGAUGAUGCAUCAAAGUCAGAACAGAAAAUAUUUCACGAAGAUGUUGCACCUUUUAGAGAGUUGGAUCAUAUUAAUGUUCUGCGAUUGUUGGGCCAGUGCACCGAAACAAACCCAAUUCUCGUCAUUUUGGAGCAUGCUCAAAUGGGUGACCUCAAGACCUACUUGAAGAAGCAGAAACUGGACCAAAGCAACUUACAGCAUCCCCGACUUCUUAAAUUUGCCAUCGAUGCUGCAAGUGGAUUGGCUUGUCUGCAUCGCCAUGGUUACAUACACCAUGAUUUUGCAGCAAGAUCUUGUCUUGUAUUUGCUGACCUCACAGUCAAAGUUGGGGACUUCGGAAUCACAGAGGAACUCUUUCCGGAAGACUACUACUCAAGUCGCAAGGAACUUCUCCCUGUGCGCUGGAUGGCUCCCGAGUCACUGAGUCACCAGGCAGAUGGCUGGCAGACGGCUGUCAUCACUAAAGAAGCUAACAUCUGGUCGUUUGGUGUUUUACUGUGGGAGGUCCUGACGUUUGCCUCUCAGCCGUACACUGACUUGACGGACGAGUUGGUUCUACAGCUGGUGGUGGAGGACAAGGUCAUCAAGCUGAACAAACCGGACCUCGAGAUCGCUUUUAUAAAUAGGCUAUACGAAGUUAUGCAGUUUUGCUGGUUGAACCCCGGCCAACGACCGACAGUGACUGAGGCCCAUGCUCUGUUGGAACACCUUUUCACCAAGCUAGCCACUCCGCAGUCAGUGGACUCUGUGUUUGAGGACAAGUGGAACAGCAUCAUACCGUCUGAAGCAAGGGUUGUCACAGUUACCGAUGGUCGGGCCAAAUCUCGUCAGACCAGAACCGACAGCUUUGACACAGACUUUGUUCUUGCUAAAGACAAUGUGAUUGUGUCCGUGGAAAGCACUGAUGUUCCUCAAGGGAAGAAACCCGACUUCCGGUCAUUGCUACAGGAUGUAUCACGAAUUUCUGCACCAGAAAGUCAGGACGUUGAUAUUGAAACACUGUCUGUCAGUGUGGUGAAUGGACAGCAUGUAGCCGUUGAUAUGCCGUUGUCAGAUUUUGAUCAGAUUGCCUUGCCUUCCAAAACUCUGCUGCCUGAACAUUUGACUAGCACACCAGUAGAAAAGCCACCACCGAGAAAAUCCCAACAACCGAAAAUACCUCACAAUGAUGCUUCCGGUUUGAACAAAGUGAAGUCACUUAACUUUGACGCGUCUGAAAGUAGCUUGAUGACAGACUCAAAACGAAAAUCGCCUGAUCCCGAAAGUGAGACGGGUACCACUGAGAAUACUCAGUAUCAUACUGCUACCAGUUUGGUAGACAUCUCAAGUUCUACACAGUAUGCAGAUAGCGACUUCGGUGAAAUGGUGGGUGUGGAAAACAUGACAGAUUCGUUUCCCCAGCAGGAGAGCACCCUGUUGAUUGAUGAUCGAGUGGUGUCCCACCAGAAUACGUCUGCUAAGUCUGAGGACUUUAGAGCAGACACCAGUAUAGAGGACUCAUUUGUUAGUGUUCCAAACACUCUUAAUAUAACAAAUGCUGACUCAUCUCCAGAAUCGGAGCAGUCAACUCCAGAAAUUUUAGUUCCUGCUGAUGAAACAUCCGUGGUUUCGAAAGAAUCGACAAUAUCUGAACACCUUUCAGGCUUUGAAAGUAACUCAGAGAUAAAAUCAGUGGAUGAAGUUGAUGAUAAAAUACUCAGUGCUGAAGACACUGUAAAGUCUGAACCCACUGCUAAAGACAUUCCCAGUGCUCUCGAGCAUAAUGAUGCAUUUGGAGAUUUCGUUUUUGAACCACCCAUUGAUAACAAAGCAAACAUGACAUCAGAAGAGCAGCUUCCCCCAGUAGUUUCCAAUGGUGGUGGUCAGGAUGCUAGUGUAACAGAGAGAAAUGUUUUAGUUUUGUCUGCUACACCUGAACCUAGCUUAAUCGAUUCAAGAGCUGAAAAUGUCAAUUCAUCUGUUAGCAUGUCUGAUGAACUGAAAGUGGACUCACUGACUGAUAGUGAUCCCAUGGCAAGCAUGGAAGGUUCUGAAGACGAGCCCAUGGUCAAAGGAGCUGUGCUGUCUCCUGAUGUGAAGGUAGGUACUUGUGUUGAUUAUGUUAGUGAGGAUGAGGAUGAGGAGGAAAGUAGGUCUCCUUCCUUGUCUGAUUCCGAGGACGAUUCUUCUUCUUCAUCUUCAUCUUCAUCAGACAGCGGCAAGUCUUAUAUCUGUGAUAAUGAGGAUCAUCUCAGUUCUGAGCUUGUGAAUGGAGAUGUGUGUGUUAGUAGUGAUACAUCUUGUCAUGAGGAUGCUGAUCGCGAUGAUGAUGAUAAUGAUUACGACGACGACGAUGAUGAUGAUUUUCACGAGGACAAACCUGAUGACGGAGACCUUGAACUUGUCAGUGAGAUGUACCUCUCAAAAGGCGUCGUGUCUCCACAGGCCUUUGAGCGAUCACUCCUACCCCUGGAAACCAUUCCUGAAGACGUGCAGACGGUGUCGGACACCAGCUCUAUGGAGACCAAGUUCGACGACGUGUUCUCGGCACAGGACAAUUUUGAGUGGGAUGACUUUAUGGGCGAAGAGCUCGUGGGGAAAGACAGACUAUGUGACAGCUCCCCAAAAGCCAGUCUGGACAUGUCUGACUGGCGGCUUGAUUCAUCCAGCUUGCAUAGCAACUCCAGUCUGAGGAAGCUGUCGGAAGACCGGAGAGGCUACAUGGGGUCGGAUCCCGGGAGCUCGAGCACCGUGGACAGUAUGCAAUCCUCGCUGUCUGACAUGGAGGUAAAGAAUCGUAGGUUACGGACCAAGCGGCCGUACGUGGCCGAACUGCUGACUAAUCGCUAUUCCAUACCCUCGUAUACUCACGUUAGUGGCGACUCAAACCAGUUUUACUCACUCCUUGAAGGUUUAGACAUAGAUAACGACUCACCUCCCAGUGAUGGUAACGGUGGGGUGUCGGUCCCUUCGGGUGUCACAGUUACACAGCCACCCGACCUCACUUCCUCCAGUCCUGUGCAUGACAAUGUUACGGAUAUAUUUACGGGAUGACAUAUAUUGGACUAACAGCAAGGUAUGACUGUAUAUAAGUAUUUUACUGGUUUAUCUGUAUCUUGCAUGAAGUUUUGUAUUUCUGUUGCUUGAUCUCGUUUCGGUGUUGUCAGUACACUGGUGGCAGAAGUUGGGUUAGCUAACAUUCGUUGCACAGGGCUGUCUGGGGUAUUUUAAUUUCACCUGUUUUAGAAUGGUCUUGGCAUGCAGUUGUUUUGUUUUGAGUAUCUCUAUUAUUACCAUUUUUUAAUUUUGGUUGAAUUGAAACAAUGUUUUUGAAAAAUUGGUUUUAAGUCAUAGGAUGUGAUAAAGCAUAUAAACUAAAUAUAUACAGUAUAAGAUAAUAUAUAGGGGGAGGGUUUAAAAUAAAAAAUAAAACAAUGUUUUAAAAUCUAUGAAUAAGUAAAAUAGAUUGGCAAACAGAUUGUAGGUGUUAAAUGCUUCUCCACCUGUAUUCCAAUGUACAUUUAUUGUAUCUUGAAGAAUUAUUUCUGCUGUAGAUAACAACACAUGAACUCGAUAUUAGUUAAUUAAUCAUUAAUAAGUCCAACGUUAGAUUCAUUUUUGCUGUUAACCAUUUUAAUUCACUGACAGAUGUCUCAUCAGUAUUUAUGUUAAAAGCUCACUAAACAUGUUGCAUUCAUACUAAUCGGGGCUAACCAAUAUAACAUCAGAGUUCUUAACUUGUUAUUUGUUUGUACACCUAGAUAGUUGUUAAUGAACAAAUAUCAUUGCCUGUUUUGUCUCCUUGUGUGUUUCUUGUUGUAUUUAUUACUGCAAUUUGCAUCAUCUGCUUAGUACUUUUCAUUUCGUUUCAUCAAGAAAACAGUUUAUCAAGUUUCUGUCAGGUGUAGUUGAGUUAUCUCCCUUGAACAGUUUUGGACUAUUUACUUUCUGUGCACAGACUAAAGGUUAACUUCUAUAGAUUCCUACGGCAUUUGUUUUUCUUCCUUUUCUCGUAAUAACUUGUAUACUUUAAUGUGUGUGAGCAGUGCAUGUAGUUGUUACAUUCAGUUAGAAAUAUAGUGCAUUUUGUGUAAUUAUAUUAUAUCCAUGAUUCCAUGUUUAUUUGCUCUGCGGUGCUUUUUCUGCAGAUUGUGUGUUCAUUGCAUUAUGUUUUUCUAUAUCUGGGUCCACUGGUAACAGUAAUUUAAAUCUAGCUGUGUUCAUUACCUACGUGUAUGUUUUCCAUUUGUAGUCUUUAUAGAUCUGUCUAAAAUGCCCAACAUAAUAAUACCACCAUACCCUUCAAAAAGAUCCCCAUCCUCUCCUAGUUUCAAACCAUGAUGAACUUUUCAAGUUGGAAGGAUUUUCCCCCCUAGCAUGUUCAAGAUAUAGCCAUUGUGGCUUUGUGAUUCAUAGUGGUAAUACUCUAAACGUACUGGUAUUUGGUUAUUACUUAUACUUGUUAUUUUUAUACCAGGAAAAAAACGUUCAAACUUUUAUUAAAAUGAAGAUGUGUAAUAAAUACAGAAUGUCAUAUAUGUUGUUUUUUACUUCUUAUAAGUCCCUUGCCAGCCCAGCCAGAGGAAUUUAUAGGUUUUGUCUCUGUUCUUCUGUUGGGGGCAGGACAUAGACCAGUGGUAAAGCAUUUGCUUGAUGCACGGUCGGUC